Messenger RNA from Cutaneotrichosporon cavernicola, 861 nucleotides. RefSeq lists its product as uncharacterized. The record is from RefSeq and is a predicted model, not a curated record. Gene Ontology annotation, cellular component: proteasome regulatory particle, lid subcomplex; nucleus; cytosol. NCBI's taxonomy places the organism in Eukaryota, Fungi, Basidiomycota, Tremellomycetes, Trichosporonales, Trichosporonaceae. Gene Ontology annotation, biological process: proteasome-mediated ubiquitin-dependent protein catabolic process. The transcript has 4 exons. Bases 1 to 861 code for a protein of 286 amino acids.
AUGUCGCUCGACUUGCAAGAGUCCGUGUCUCAGCUCCAGAAGCUGUUUGACGCCGGCAACAAGGACGAGGUUGCAAAGCUCGCCACGCAGCUCAAGAUCAAGCUCGCGCAGUCUGGCCUCUACUUUGCCCCACCAAACGCCAACGUCCAGGAUCUGCUCGCAGCCCGCUCCAUCCUCGAGAUCGCGGCGUUCAACGCGCUGCGGCGCGGCAACCUGGCUGGAUAUGCUCAGUACAACGCGGCCCUGCAGCCCUUCUACGUCAACCUUGCCAACACGCUCACCCCUUCCCCCAACCGGCCUAUAAUCAUCGGCCUCGAGCUCCUCGCCAUGCUCAGCGAGGGCAAGUACUCGCAGUUCCAUAUGACUCUCGAGGCACUCGACAUUGCAGACCUGGGCGACGUGUUUGUGCGCUGGCCUGUCGACCUCGAGCGCUGGAUGAUGGAGGGAGCGUACAACAAGAUCUACCGUGCCCGCGAGCGCGUACCCCGCGAGGAGUACGCCGUACUGUUAGACCGCCUGAUGGGCACCAUCCGCGAGCAGAUCGCCCUCACAAUCGAGACAUCGUACCCGUCCCUGCCGCUCGCCAACGCGGCGCAGCUCCUCUUCUUCAAGGACGGCGAGACGUCGUUGCUUGUGCAGUUCACAGUUGAGCGCGGAUGGAGCCUCGAGCCAUCCACCCAGACGUUCACUUUCCCCAAGUCGCCGAUCCCCGACAUUGCGCUUGCAGCAGUUGCGGCACACGGCUCGUCGCGCAUCGCGUUAGACAUUGCGGGCGGGAAGGGCAUCAAGCGUGGGGCGCCGAUGCAGAGCAUGAUCCGGCCCGCGCUCGAGCUGACUCACGAGCUCGAGUCGAUUGUGUAG